UACCAAUCGAUCAAUCUGAUAAUCCAAGUUAUAGAUUUACACUUACAUAUCAUUACCCUACAAUCCUUGAUAUUGAAGAUAAAAAUAUUUUAGUUGACGAUGAUAAUCCUGAAUCUGUUAUUAAACAUACAAUUUCAAGAAUCAAACAAUUACGUCCUCCUUGUGAAUUAACUGAUAUGAUGAUUGAAUUAUAUUCUUUGGUUCCACUUUCUGAUUCAGAAAAGAAGGAUCCGUCUAGAAACUAUAAUCCUCCACGACGUCGUCAACUUCGUGAUAUUAAUCCAUUAUCUGUGCCACCCUGGAAAGAUGAUAGAAUCAUUUUAUUAGGUGAUGCCGUUCAUGCUAUGAAUCCAGAAUUAGGAUUAGGUGCAAAUAACGCGAUAACAGAUGCCGAUCUGUUAACCAAAGAAUUAAUUAAUUCUGAAAAUAAUGAUUUAAUCGCGUGCAUUCGACGAUACAACGAACAAAUGCGAGUUCGAUCAUCUAAAGACGUUCUAUCAUCACGUAACGUGGCACUAAGACAACGAGAACCAGUGGGGGAUUUUGGUUUAAUUCUUAGAUAUUCUUAUUUUAGAGUUCUUACAGUUUUUCUCUAUGUUUCUUCAUUUAUUAAAAUCCAUACUUAA
Molecule: messenger RNA, 626 nt
Organism: Scutellospora calospora
Lineage: Eukaryota; Fungi; Glomeromycota; Glomeromycetes; Diversisporales; Gigasporaceae
Source: the annotation of a GenBank genome assembly